UAAAUCAAAAUGGCAUUGUGUUGGUGUCUGGGCUGGGAGACUGCACAAGGAAUUCUCUUUACAGCGAUUGGGUUCUGCAUUCGGGACAGUCCCUGACCUCUAUAUCUCUCUGAUCGGAGACACUGGAGAACUGGAUGCGCGAUCUUCAGUCGCAAAGAGCGAAAGCAACAGAGGAGGGCAGAGUGGGGCAUGGCCCUGUGAUGGAGAGCGGUAUGCAGCUGCUGAACCGUGACGGGCACAGCAUCUCGCACAACUCCAAGCGGCACUACCACGAUGCCUUCGUCUCCAUGAACCGCAUGAGGCAGCGCGGACUGCUGUGCGACAUCGUGCUGCACGUGGGUAACAAGGAAAUCAAGGGCCACAAACUGGUGCUAGCCUCCUGCAGCCCUUACUUCCACGCCAUGUUUACCAAUGAGAUGAGUGAGAGCCGUCAAACACAUGUGACGUUGCAUGAUGUCGACGCUCAAGCCUUAGAGCAGCUCAUACAAUAUGCCUACACGGCCGAGAUUGUAGUCGGAGAAGGAAACGUGCAGACGCUGCUUCCUGCCGCAAGCCUCCUGCAGCUGAAUGGGGUCCGGGACGCCUGCUGCAAAUUCCUCCUGAGCCAGCUCGACCCGUCCAACUGCUUGGGAAUCCGGGGAUUCGCCGACACACAUUCCUGCAGCGAGCUGCUGAAGUCCGCGCACAAGUACGUGCUCCAGCACUUUGUGGAGGUUUCCAAGACCGAGGAGUUCAUGUUGCUGCCACUUAAACAGGUGCUCGAUCUUAUCUCCAGUGACAACCUUAACGUCCCAUCAGAAGAAGAGGUCUACAGGGCGGUGCUGAGUUGGGUCAAGCACGAUGUGGACAGCAGGCGCCAGCACGUUCCUCGAUUGAUGAAAUGCGUGCGCCUGCCGCUUUUGACCCGGGAUUUUCUGAUGAGCAAUGUGGACACGGAGCUGCUGGUCAGACACCACUCGGAGUGCAAGGACCUCCUCAUCGAGGCCCUCAAGUACCACCUCAUGCCCGAGCAGCGGGGUGUGCUGAGCAACGGCAGGACCAGGCCCCGGCACUGCGAAGGGGCCAGCCCCGUGCUCUUUGCUGUGGGUGGUGGCAGCCUGUUUGCCAUCCAUGGAGACUGCGAAGCCUAUGACACGAGGACGGACCGAUGGCACAUGGUGGCCUCCAUGUCCACAAGGCGAGCGCGGGUUGGCGUGGCAGCGAUUGGGAACGGACUCUACGCAGUGGGGGGGUACGAUGGGACUUCCGACCUGUCCACCGUCGAGUCCUACGAUCCGGUCACCAAUUCGUGGCAGCCGGAGGUCGCCAUGGGAACGAGACGGAGCUGCCUUGGCGUGGCGGUACUGCAUGGUUUGCUCUAUGCAGUGGGUGGAUAUGAUGGUGCAUCAUGUUUAAACAGUGCGGAGAGGUUCGACCCACUGACAGGAACCUGGUCGUCCAUUGCUGCCAUGAACACAAGGAGGCGCUAUGUCAGGAUUGCAACAUUAGAUGGAAACCUCUACGCUGUUGGUGGAUAUGACAGCUCCUCGCACUUAGCCACGGUGGAAAAAUACGACCCUCAGACCAACACCUGGAGCACCAUCGCCAACAUGCUGAGUCGACGGAGUAGUGCAGGGGUGGCUGUGCUGGAGGGGAUGCUGUAUGUCGCCGGGGGCAACGAUGGCACCAGCUGCCUUAACUCCGUGGAGAGAUACAACACAAAGACCAACACCUGGGAGAGCGUGGCGCCCAUGAACAUCAGGCGGAGCACGCAUGACCUGGUGGCGAUGGACGGGUGGCUCUACGCGGUUGGCGGGAACGACGGGAGCUCCAGCCUUAACUCUAUCGAGAAGUACAACCCUCGCACCAACAAGUGGGUGGCAGCUUCCUGCAUGUUCACCCGGCGCAGCAGUGUGGGAGUGGCCGUGCUGGAACUGCUCAACUUCCCCCCUCCCUCCUCUCCCACUCUCUCAGUCUCUUCCACCAGCCUCUAACGCUGGAGACAACAACCAGCCAUUACCUCAGUAUCAACACACACACAUACACACACACGUGCGCAUGUACAUGCACACAUACGUACACAGGCACACACACAUGCACACAUGCACACACAUUC
Amblyraja radiata (thorny skate) is the source of this 2095-nucleotide messenger RNA. RefSeq names its product kelch-like family member 17 (gene klhl17). The record is from RefSeq and is a predicted model, not a curated record. Lineage: Eukaryota; Metazoa; Chordata; Chondrichthyes; Rajiformes; Rajidae. Bases 135 to 1973 code for a protein of 612 amino acids. The transcript is spliced from 12 exons. Gene Ontology annotation, molecular function: protein binding.